AUGUAUAGUGUGCGGUCUGGGUAUAGACUUUGGAGGGAAGCCCAGGUUAAACAUUUACCGGGAGGGGUAGAAGAGAACUGGAGUAGUCUUUGGAACAUCAAAGCACCACCUCGGGUUAAGUAUCUUUUAUGGAGAAUCUGCAGAGGCUGCUUACCGACUAGACUAAGGCUCCAACAAUUUCAUGUUCAGUGUCCGUCAGGGUGCCAGUUUUGUGAAGAUAAUAUUGAAGAUGAUUGUUGGGAAGAUAGGAAGACUGUCGGGAGAGUAGCUGUUAUGUUAGAUGUGUUAUGGAGGAAUAGAAACAAUAAAUUAUGGAAUAAUGAGAAUGAGGAGGCCAUAACUCUUGGAUUAGUGGCGCUAAGUAACUGGCAGGCUUGGUUUGCGGCACAACAGGAUCACAAUACUGAUAAUCCUACCCAAUUUCCUACGAGAUGGGAAGCUCCUAAUGUUGGGUGGCUCAAGUGUAAUGUUGAUGCAGGUACGGCUUGGGAUAUAGGUACUCAAUCUAUCUUAGAAGCGGAAGCCCUUGCCCUUAAAGAAGCAAUCCAAGGGGCUAUCAUUUGA
Vicia villosa (hairy vetch) is the source of this 564-nucleotide messenger RNA. RefSeq lists its product as uncharacterized. The record is from RefSeq and is a predicted model, not a curated record. NCBI's taxonomy places the organism in Eukaryota, Viridiplantae, Streptophyta, Magnoliopsida, Fabales, Fabaceae. The transcript has 3 exons. The coding region runs from base 1 to 564 and encodes 187 amino acids.